Molecule: messenger RNA, 2833 nt
Organism: Vitis riparia (riverbank grape)
Lineage: Eukaryota; Viridiplantae; Streptophyta; Magnoliopsida; Vitales; Vitaceae
Product: putative disease resistance RPP13-like protein 1
Exons: 1
Coding region: 99-2669 (856 amino acids)
Biological process (GO): defense response to other organism
Molecular function (GO): protein binding; ADP binding
Source: RefSeq, a predicted model, not a curated record
CACAUGGCUUACUAAUCCUGCUCUCAGGCUUCCAUUUUCAUCUUCCUCUUCCCCUUUCUCUCUCUCUCACUAGUCACUCUCUCUGCAAACUGAUCACCAUGGAAGUUGUUGGAGAGGCUUUUCUUUCUGUGUCCCUUGAACUCUUGUUCAGCAAACUGGCCUCCUCUGAUUUGUGGAAGUACGCACGCCAAGAGCAAGUCCACACCGAGCUCAAGAAAUGGAAGACAAGACUGUUGGAGAUUCGGGAAGUGCUCGACGAUGCUGAGGACAAGCAGAUCACUAAGCAGCACGUGAAAGCAUGGCUCGCACAUCUCAGGGAUUUGGCUUAUGAUGUGGAGGACGUCUUGGACGAGUUUGGCUACCAAGUGAUGAGAAGAAAGUUGGUGGCGGAGGGUGAUGCGGCCAGCACAAGCAAGGUACGCAAAUUCAUCCCUACUUGUUGUACUACUUUCACUCCAAUUCAGGCUAUGCGGAAUGUUAAGCUGGGGUCCAAGAUAGAGGACAUCACUCGCCGAUUAGAAGAAAUUUCAGCUCAGAAGGCUGAGCUUGGUUUGGAAAAGCUCAAAGUGCAGAUCGAAGGCGCCAGAGCAGCUACUCAAAGCCCAACCCCUCCACCACCUUUGGUAUUCAAACCUGGGGUAUACGGCAGGGAUGAAGAUAAAACCAAGAUACUAGCCAUGCUUAAUGAUGAAUCCCUCGGUGGCAAUCUGUCUGUAGUCUCGAUCGUGGCCAUGGGUGGGAUGGGAAAAACUACGCUGGCAGGUCUAGUGUACGAUGAUGAGGAGACAUCCAAACAUUUUGCUUUAAAAGCUUGGGUUUGUGUAUCUGAUCAAUUUCAUGUGGAGACCAUAACCAGGGCAGUUUUACGGGACAUUGCUCCAGGCAACAAUGAUUCGCCGGACUUUCAUCAAAUUCAACGCAAACUGAGGGACGAAACCAAGGGAAAAAGAUUUUUGAUUGUUCUUGACGAUUUGUGGAAUGAGAAAUAUGAUCAAUGGGACAGCCUACGCUCCCCUCUCUUGGAGGGAGCACCGGGAAGCAAGAUCCUCGUCACCACUCGUAAUAAAAAUGUUGCAACUAUGAUGGGAGGAGAUAAAAACUUUUAUGAGCUAAAACAUUUGUCUGACAAUGAUUGUUGGGAGUUGUUUAAGAAACAUGCUUUUGAAAACAGAAAUACCAAUGAGCAUCCGGACUUGGCAUUGAUAGGAAGGGAAAUUGUAAAGAAGUGUGGAGGCCUGCCCUUGGCAGCAAAAGCACUUGGUGGUCUUCUGCGCCAUGAACACAGAGAAGAUAAGUGGAAUAUUAUACUAGCUAGCAAAAUAUGGAAUUUACCUGGUGAUAAGUGUGGUAUUCUUCCUGCGUUGAGAUUGAGCUACAAUCAUCUCCCUUCACAUUUAAAAAGGUGUUUCGCUUAUUGCGCAUUAUUUCCCCAAGAUUACGAGUUUAAGAAGGAAGAGCUAAUCCUCUUGUGGAUGGCGGAGGGGUUAAUUCAACAAUCAAAUGAGGAUGAGAAAAUGGAAGAUCUUGGUGAUGAUUAUUUUUGUGAACUAUUGUCAAGGUCAUUUUUCCAAUCGUCGAACAGCAAUAAAUCACGAUUCGUUAUGCAUGAUCUUAUUAACGAUCUAGCUAAUUCUAUUGCUGGAGACACUUGCUUGCAUUUGGAUGAUGAGUUGUGGAAUGAUUUGCAACGCCCCAUUUAUGAAAAUACUCGUCAUUCAUCAUUCAUCCGUCAUGAAUAUGAUAUCUUUAAAAAAUUUGAAAGGUUUGAUAAGAAAGAGCGCUUGCGCACAUUCAUAGCUUUGCCGAUUGAUGAACCAACAUGGUUUGCUCCCUUCAUAAGUAAUAAGGUGCUUGAAGAAUUGAUACCAAGGUUAGGGCACUUAAGGGUGCUCUCAUUGGCUUAUUACAAGAUAAGUGAGAUACCAGAUUCAUUUGGUAAGUUGAAACAUUUGAGAUACCUUAAUUUGUCCUACACCAGUAUAAAAUGGUUACCAAAUUCAAUUGGUAAUCUUUUUUACCUUCAGACAUUGAAAUUAUCAUGCUGUGAAGAGCUUAUCAGGUUGCCUAUUAGCAUCGGUAACCUAAUCAAUCUUCGACAUCUUGAUGUUGCUGGUGCAAUAAGAUUACAAGAAAUGCUUGUACAAAUUGGCAAACUAAAAGAUUUGCGGAUAUUGUCUAAUUUCAUUGUGGACAAAAACAACGGUUUGACAAUCAAGGAGUUGAAGGACAUGUCACAUCUGCGAAGAGAACUUUGCAUUUCGAAAUUGGAAAAUGUGGUGAAUAUUCAAGAUGCAAGGGAUGCCAAUUUAAAAUUGAAGCGUAACCUUGAAAGCUUGAUAAUGCAGUGGAGUUCUGAGCUGGAUGGUUCAGGGAAUGAAAGGAAUCAAAUGGAUGUCCUUGACUCUCUACAACCUUGUUUGAAUCUGAACAAACUCUGCAUUGAGUGGUAUGGUGGUCCAGAAUUCCCACGUUGGAUAGGGGAUGCCUUGUUCUCUAAGAUGGUGGAUCUAAGUCUCAUAGAUUGCAGAAAGUGCACGUCUUUACCAUGCUUGGGGCAGUUGCCAUCGCUCAAACAGUUGAGGAUCCAAGGAAUGGUUGGAGUAAAAAAGUGGGUGCAGAGUUUUAUGGAGAGACUCGUGUUUCUGCAGGUAAGUUUUUCCCAUCACUAGAGUCUCUACAUUUUAAUAGCAUGUCAGAAUGGGAGCACUGGGAGGAUUGGUCUUCCUCAACAGAGUCAUUAUUCCCUUGCCUCCAUAAGCUUACAAUUGAGGAUUGCCCCAAAUUGAUUAUGAAACUACCCACUUACCUACCUUCUCUUACAAAGCUCUCUGUU